GUAGUUGUUUCUAGUAAUUUUGUUUAUCCAAAUAAACUGGACAAAUAUUAAUAAUUUUGUUCAUUAUUGGCGAAAUCGUAAACUGUAUCUUAUAUUGGCGGGUAGUUAAAAAAGUUUAUUAAUCACGUUUCGAGUAGAUUUUUUAAGCAAUUUGGAUCGUAGUUUGCCAUCCUUUAACUUCCAAGAUGAUAGACCUUUUCAUGCCUUUUCGUUCUUUUCUAAAAUUUGAAAAUGUUUGUACGGAUAAUAAUAUUUUUCGAAUGCAUUACAAGUUAACGGUAAUAGUACUGCUGGUGUUCACAUUACUAGUUACUUCAAAGCAAUUUUUCGGUGAACCUAUUCACUGCAUGGGUGACGGCAACAAAGACCUCGAUAAAGACGCUAUCAAUAGCUACUGCUGGAUAUACGGGACGUAUACUCUAAAAAGUAAACUUGUUGGUGUGGAAGGAAAACAUAUGGCAUAUUUAGGUAUCGGUCCUACAAACAUCAAUGAUGAGCAAAUAAAACAUACAUAUUACCAAUGGGUCUGUUUUGUAUUGCUAGGGCAAGCUGCUAUGUUUUAUACUCCACGUUAUCUCUGGAAGAUGUGGGAAGGCGGUAGACUGAAGGCAUUAGCAUCUGAUUUAGCUAGUCCAAUGGUUACAAAAGACUGGACGGAGUAUAGACGUGGAGAACUUAUUGCAUAUCUAAGUUAUACCAAUUUAUACACACACAAUAUGUAUGCUUUGCGUUAUGCUUUCUGUGAGAUACUGAAUCUUCUAAAUGUGGUUGGCCAAAUAUUUCUACUGGAUUUGUUCUUGGGAGGAGCAUUUAGAAACUAUGGUGCAGCAGUUGCAGCAUUUACACACAUUCCUAGAGUCCCAUCGAAUUUUAUAGACUUUUCCUCCGUUAACCCCAUGGAUCAAUUUUUCCCAAAGCUUACAAAGUGCUGGUUCAGAAAUUAUGGACCAUCUGGAACUUUGCAACUGAAAGAUAGGCUUUGUGUGUUACCAUUGAACAUUGUAAAUGAGAAAAUUUUUGUUAUUCUAUGGUUUUGGCUCCUCUUCCUCACAUUACUAUCUGCAGCUGCAGUUUUAUUUCGAAUUUUAGUUUUUACACUACCUGCUCUUCGUACUUCUAUGAUUAUGGGUCAACUCAGAUAUGUAAAAAGGCGUGUUGUUGCAAAAAUUGUAAAAAACUUUGGAUUCGGUGAUUGGUUUAUUCUAUACUUGCUGGGUAAGAAUAUGAAUCCUAUAAUAUAUAAAGACUUAAUUUUAGAACUCUCUAAGGAAGUAGGAAAUAAACCUGUUACAGUCUAGUUUUUUUUUCAUAAUUAAUUUUUAUAUAAGUUAUAAUAAAAAUAUCAAAGUUACGAUUAAAGAAGUAUAUUGUUAUCAUUUAUUUUAAAAUUUUGUUUGUAAUCUUUAAUAUUAUAUAUUUUCUACUUAAGUAGAAAUUAUUUAUCAGACAAAAGAGUAUUUAAUAGUUAUUAGCUUCAGGUUAUAAAUUUGAUUA
Nymphalis io (European peacock) is the source of this 1494-nucleotide messenger RNA. It is a transcript of the gene Inx4, whose product is annotated as innexin inx2-like. Bases 186 to 1298 code for a protein of 370 amino acids. Gene Ontology annotation, molecular function: gap junction channel activity. The transcript has 4 exons. The record is from RefSeq and is a predicted model, not a curated record. Lineage: Eukaryota; Metazoa; Arthropoda; Insecta; Lepidoptera; Nymphalidae. Gene Ontology annotation, cellular component: gap junction; plasma membrane. Gene Ontology annotation, biological process: phototransduction.